Lactuca virosa is the source of this 912-nucleotide messenger RNA. The record is from the annotation of a GenBank genome assembly. Lineage: Eukaryota; Viridiplantae; Streptophyta; Magnoliopsida; Asterales; Asteraceae.
AUGAAAAAUAUGUUAAAGAACUGCUUUUGCUGCACUUCUCAUGAAGAUCACGAACCAACGAUCAGUGCCCAUAAGAAAACGGAUUACCCAUGGAAUAUGUACACCCUCAAAGAACUUGUGCACGCAACCAACAAUUUCCAUAACGAUAACAAGAUAGGGGAAGGAGGGUUUGGGAGUGUUUACUGGGGUCGAACAAGUAAAGGGACUGAGUUAGCAGUGAAACGGCUCAAGUCAAUUAACGCGAAAGCUGAAAUGGAAUUUGCAGUUGAGGUGGAGAUUCUUGGAAGAGUUCGACACAAGAAUUUGUUAGGACUAAAAGGAUUCUAUGCUGGGGGAGAUGAAAGGCUUAUUGUCUAUGAUUAUAUGCCAAACCACAGCUUGCUGACUCACCUCCAUGGCCAACUUGCUGUCGAUUGUCUCCUAGAUUGGCCUCGACGAAUGAGCAUUGCCAUUGGUUCAGCAGAAGGAUUAGCGUAUUUGCACCAUGAAGUAACUCCUCAUAUAAUCCAUCGUGACAUAAAAGCUAGUAACCCAUUAGAGAAGCUCCCUGGAGGUAUCAAGCGUGAUAUUAUACAAUGGGCAACUCCAUUUGUUCAAAAGGAUUCGUAUGAGCUCAUCGCCGACCCCAGAUUGAAGGGUAGAUUUGAUCAUGCGCAGCUAAAGGUUGUGGUGAAGAUAGCCCUGGCUUGUACUGAUAGUAAUCCAGAGAAUCGGCCCAGCAUGCUGGAGGUGGUAGAAUGGCUAAAGAGUGGUAUUGGUGGUAGGAGAAAGGAGAUACGUAUUGUUAAAGAUCGAGUGGAUGAAACCGAGGAUGAAGAUGAUUUCUGUGAUGAUGAUACUGAUUAUUAUGAAACUUUUGAUAUGAAGAAGCAUUCGGGUAGGGUUCCAAAAAUGCCAUCGAGAACAAGAUGA